GCGGCCCCGGCGCGCCCCGCCCGCCGCCACUGCGGUGGGAGCCGGGAGCGGCCGAGGAUGGCGGCGGCUCCGGCGGCGCGGGAGCUCACGCAGAACCCGCUGCAGAAGACGUGGGAGCCCUACGACAACGGGCUGCCCGCGGGGCACAGCGCGCAGCGCGGCGUAUGCAUGACCAACUGCCCUACUCUGAUUGUCAUGGUGGGUCUCCCAGCAAGAGGAAAAACCUACAUCUCAAAGAAGCUGACACGCUACUUAAAUUGGAUUGGAGUGCCUACGAAAGAAUUUAAUGUUGGUCAGUAUCGUCGAGAUUUGGUGAAAAAGUAUAAAUCAUUUGAAUUCUUCCUGCCUGACAAUGAAGAAGGCUUGAAAAUCAGGAAACAGUGUGCCUUAGCAGCGCUGAACGACGUCCGGCAGUACCUCAGCGAAGAGAACGGGCAUGUGGCUGUCUUUGAUGCUACAAACACAACUCGAGAACGUAGAGAAACUAUUUAUAAAUUUGGUGAAGAAAAUGGAUAUAAGACUUUUUUUGUGGAGUCCGUAUGUGUCGAUCCAGAGGUCAUUGCUGCAAACAUUGUGCAAGUGAAGCUGGGUAGUCCUGACUAUGUUGAUUGUAGUAAUGAUGAAGCAACAGAAGACUUCAUGAAAAGAAUAGAGUGCUACAAGAACUCCUAUGAGACCUUAGAUGAGACUCUGGACAAGGAUCUUUCUUACAUUAAAAUUAUGGAUGUUGGAAGGAGUUACCUGGUGAACAGAGUGAUGGAUCACAUCCAGAGCCGGAUUGUCUACUACCUCAUGAAUAUCCAUGUGACUCCUCGGUCAAUCUACCUCUGCCGCCACGGAGAGAGCGAGCUCAAUCUGAAGGGGAGAAUAGGAGGAGAUCCCGGGCUGUCUGUCAGGGGGAAGGAAUUUGCCAAAAGCUUGGCACAGUUUAUUAAUGAGCAAAAUAUCAAAGAUCUGAAAGUUUGGACCAGCCAGAUGAAAAGGACAAUUCAGACUGCUGAAGCCUUGGGAGUGCCUUAUGAACAGUGGAAGGUUUUGAAUGAGAUAGAUGCAGGAGUGUGUGAAGAAAUGACAUAUGAAGAAAUACAGGAAAAUUAUCCUCUUGAAUUUGCACUGAGAGACCAAGACAAAUACAGAUACAGAUACCCUAAAGGAGAGUCCUAUGAAGAUCUUGUUCAGAGGCUGGAGCCAGUAAUUAUGGAACUUGAAAGGCAGGAAAAUGUGCUUGUCAUUUGUCACCAAGCUGUCAUGCGCUGUUUGCUCGCAUAUUUCCUUGACAAGCCCGCGGAACAACUGCCCUACCUGAAGUGCCCACUGCAUACUGUCUUAAAGCUAACCCCGGUGGCUUAUGGAUGUAAAGUAGAAUCUAUAUUUCUGAAUGUCGAAGCUGUAAACACACACAGAGAUAAACCUGAGAAUGUAGGUGUGAAUAGGUCGAGAGAAGAAGCUUUGAGGACAGUCCCCACCCACCUAUAGCUGCAGCUUCUGGGGCAGCAGCCCUUCCUCCAGCAGCUCAGGGCAGGAUGGAUGCGCCUCCCCUUCUCUCGGAGACCUUUCGAAUGUGAUUCUGCUCCUUUGGACAAAACCUGUGCUCGUGGAUAACUCAAAAGGUAUCAGUGAAAAGAUUGUGGGGAGCAGAGCAGAGUUGGUUUUAGAUAUUUCUUAUGUAAAUUUGUGCAGUUUCAGUGGGUUUUUACUGUUUGUCUGUGGAUAAUGCAAGGUGGUUAAUUGCCCGUGUUGAUUUUACUGUCGGGUUUUAACUAGAUUUUAUUUUCUUUUGUAAGUGUUUUUUCUAAGAGUUCUCUUAUUUUUACUGUGAAUGAUUGCCUAGAAUUACAUGGAGGUUUUUGAUGAUGUACUUAACAUGGCCAAAAUUCUACAUUUUGAGCACUGGAGGCUUCAUGUUGCAAAGCUGCUUUAAAUGGGGAAGCCCAUCAGCUCUGAUAAUUGUCCUGCAUUUUAAAUUGAACUUUGGUUUGCCAGCCACAACUUAAGAUUUUUCUGAAAUUCACAAGAGAGAUUUUCCCUUUAGAAAAUCAAAACAUUAAAGCUGGAUUUGCUACCUGGGAAAUUCUGCUGUUUUAGCAAGAUUUUAACACUUUCCAGAGACCAGGUGUAUUUUGGAGGGCAGUGGGGACAUGUGUGUGAGUGACAGCUGGGGAAUGAAAGGAGAGAGAUGGAGACAUGUCCUUUCUACUGCAGUUAUGGGAGGGGAUGAGCAGCUUUUCUGAGUCUGGAAGGGAGGGAAAAAGAAUUGUCUGUCAAGGGCUGGAAAAGCUGCUUGUCUUGUUAGUGUUGUCUUUAUAUUUUUAGAGAAUUUUCGGAACGAAUUUCAACAUAAAAGUAUAUGUUUCUCUUUUAUAGCCACAUUUAAUAUGUACAUCAGGAAACAGUACAGAAAGGUUAGGUGAGUUUAACCAUUCUAACAGCUCAUGCAACAAAAAUACCAGGUAAAUUCUGAAAUAAUUUUAACAAGGCACACCUGCCUUGGAGUUCUUUGUAUUGUUUUUAAGCACCUUCCAUCAUCCCAAUUCUUCGUUGCUCUUCUAUGCCUAGUGAAACUCCAGUGCUAAAAAUGGAAUUUUCUGUGUCUGUCAAGGUCACAACCUUUUAACUGUACUAAAUCAAAGUGCAUUUUGUACGUGUGUUACCAGACAACUGAAGUGAGCUGCCAGCACUGCUGCUGGCUCUAGCUCUGCAAUGAGGAGAACUAUUCUUUGGUAGUUGAACUGUGUUUUUUCUAAGGAUUCUCUCCAAUUAAUUGAGCUUUUACCAUGUGAGUUGGUGGGGUUGUUCUGUUGUUCUGUUUUUUUUUUUCUUUCCUGAAUUCCUGUGUGAAAUACCAGGCCCUGGUAACAUAGUUUUGCAGGCAAGGGCUAAAUUGUCUUUUGUUUGUGCAGGGUUUAUAAAAUAAUGUGCUGCUGUUGUGAUUAGUGUUUGUUUUUGUUUUUGUUUGUUUUUUUUUAAGCUAAAUUCAGCAAUAUAUUCAGCUCUGGAAGUAAGCCAUAGUACAUUGCUGGGUUCUGUUCAGAGGAGGAAUGUGUAGGGUGCAGAAUGACCAGGAACACUUGCUUCAAGCGCUGCUGUCUAAAGCUUUGUGUGUGUGUGUGUGUUAUGGUAAUGCCAUUUCAGACCCUUAUUAAUUCAGCUGUGCCUGUAGUUGUGGGAUGAGGAGAGAGCCUGCCUGGCAUGCUCAGAGGAGUGAAUUCAUUGAUGUGUGGUUAACAAGGCCACCUUUGUGACACAACUGAAGGAGCAAUUUCCCCUCCCACUGUGGUGUGUGGGAAAGCCAGGCUGUGCCCCAGGCAGCCCUCGCUCCUCUGCUGGGACAGGAGGAGUGGUUAAGCGGUUUUUACCCUGAGAAUGUCAGGAUUUACCUGCAAAAAUCCCAGGAGGCUGCAUUAGAAAAGUGGGAUUUUACUGGCAGAUUGUGAGCUCAGACCUGGCUGAAGAAGUUUGGGCAGAAAUGUUUCCCCCAGUGAGAGCUGAGCCCAGAGUUGCUUCUCUUUGCUGGCGAGCACAGCUUGAAGUGUCUCCUCUCCCCCUUUGUUUUACCUCUCUGAUCUGUCAGAGGUGCUGUAACAUCCUCGAGGCUACAUGUUCUAUGUACAGUAGGUAUUUUUAUAGCCUGCUUUCAAAUAUACUGUGAUGAGUGUUUUACUACAAUGGGUGUUCAGUAAAAAGAGCUGUAUAGAAGUGUAAAUAAACUGUUGUGCUGAUACUUGAAGAGAAAAAAAAAUAAUGAAGUUGUUGGUUCUACAGUAGGAAGGUACUAAUCAGUGACUGCAUCUGACCCUGACUGGAGAGAGCAGGUGUAGAUUAUGAAUGUAGAUUUGAGCUGAAUGUAGAUUUGGAGUGAUGGGUUCUCCCAGGGUGUAACCCUAACUGCUGUUCUGGGAAGGCACAGUUAAGAAUUGCAGUUAAGUGUCACUUUCUGUGUGUCCUCACUCCUGACAGAACAGUCACUGACAGGGGAGGGGAAAACCCUUGUCCUGACCUUCUGUGUUUGUACCAUUUGACUGCCUCUGUUCCGUGUGUGCCUGGCUCAGAUGCAGUCUCUUGACUGGGAUUAAACUGUCCUUUCUUACAUCGUUGGCCUUUGUUGUGAUCUUUCAGACAAAUGUAAUCAUUUGACCAUUUAUCCCAGUAAUAAAGAUCAAAUGCUACCAGGUG
Molecule: messenger RNA, 4173 nt
Organism: Vidua chalybeata
Lineage: Eukaryota; Metazoa; Chordata; Aves; Passeriformes; Viduidae
Product: 6-phosphofructo-2-kinase/fructose-2,6-bisphosphatase 4
Exons: 14
Coding region: 58-1476 (472 amino acids)
Biological process (GO): fructose 2,6-bisphosphate metabolic process; fructose metabolic process
Cellular component (GO): cytosol
Molecular function (GO): 6-phosphofructo-2-kinase activity; ATP binding; fructose-2,6-bisphosphate 2-phosphatase activity
Source: RefSeq, a predicted model, not a curated record